This is a messenger RNA of Balaenoptera acutorostrata (minke whale), 6133 nucleotides long. It is a transcript of the gene NRG1, whose product is annotated as neuregulin 1. Gene Ontology annotation, molecular function: chemorepellent activity; protein tyrosine kinase activator activity. The transcript has 13 exons. The coding region runs from base 1 to 2544 and encodes 847 amino acids. The record is from RefSeq and is a predicted model, not a curated record. Gene Ontology annotation, biological process: activation of transmembrane receptor protein tyrosine kinase activity; nervous system development; intracellular signal transduction. NCBI's taxonomy places the organism in Eukaryota, Metazoa, Chordata, Mammalia, Artiodactyla, Balaenopteridae.
AUGAGAUGGCGACGCGCCCCGCGCCGCUCCGGGAGGACCGGCCCCCGGGCCCCGCGCCCCGGCCCCGCCGCCCGCUCGCCGCCGCCGCUGCUGCUGCUGCUGCUGUGGACCGCGGCCCUGGCGCCGGGGGCGGCCGCCGGCGACGAAGCGGCUCCCGCGGGGGCCUCGGUGUGCUACGCGUCCCCGCCCAGCGUGGGCUCGGUGCAGGAGCUGGCUCAGCGCGCCGCGGUGGUGAUCGAGGGAAAGGUGCACGCGCCGCGGCGGCAGCAGGGGGCACUCGACAGGAAGGCGGCGGCGGCGGCGGGCGAGGCAGGGGCGUGGGGAGGCGAGCGCCAGCCGUCAGCCGCGGGCCCGGGAGCGCUGCCCGCCGCCAACGGGACCGUGUCCCCCUGGCCCGCGGGCCCCGCGCCCAGUGCCGCCAAGCCCGGAGACGAGGCGCCCUAUCUGGUGAAGGUGCACCAGGUGUGGGCGGUGAAAGCCGGGGGCUUGAAGAAGGACUCGCUGCUCACCGUGCGCCUGGGCGCCUGGGGCCACCCCGCGUUCCCCUCCUGCGGGCGGCUCAAGGAGGACAGCAGGUACAUCUUCUUCAUGGAGCCCGAUGCCAACAGCAGCGGCCGCGCGCCGGCCGCCUUCCGAGCAUCCUUCCCCCCUCUGGAGACGGGCCGGAACCUCAAGAAGGAAGUCAGCCGAGUGCUGUGCAAGCGGUGCGCCUUGCCUCCCCGAUUGAAAGAGAUGAAAAGUCAGGAGUCUGCAGCAGGUUCAAAACUAGUGCUUCGGUGCGAGACCAGUUCUGAAUACUCCUCUCUCAAAUUCAAAUGGUUCAAGAAUGGGAAUGAAUUAAACCGAAAGAACAAACCACAAAACAUCAAGAUACAAAAAAGGCCAGGGAAGUCAGAACUUCGCAUUAACAAAGCAUCACUGGCUGAUUCUGGAGAAUAUAUGUGCAAAGUGAUCAGCAAAUUAGGAAACGACAGUGCUUCUGCCAAUAUCACCAUUGUGGAUGCAAAUGAGAUCAUCACUGGCAUGCCAGCCUCAACUGAGACAGCGUAUGUGUCUUCAGAGUCUCCCAUUAGAAUAUCAGUAUCAACAGAAGGAGCAAAUACUUCUUCAUCCACAUCUACAUCUACCACUGGGACAAGCCAUCUUGUCAAGUGUGCAGAGAAGGAGAAAACUUUCUGUGUGAAUGGAGGCGAGUGCUUCAUGGUGAAAGACCUUUCAAACCCCUCAAGAUACUUGUGCAAGUGCCCAAAUGAGUUUACUGGUGAUCGCUGCCAAAACUACGUAAUGGCCAGCUUCUACAAGCAUCUUGGGAUUGAAUUUAUGGAAGCGGAGGAGCUCUACCAGAAGAGAGUGCUCACCGUCACCGGCAUCUGCAUCGCGCUGCUCGUGGUCGGCAUCAUGUGUGUGGUGGCCUACUGCAAAACCAAGAAGCAACGGAAAAAGCUUCAUGACCGGCUUCGGCAGAGUCUUCGCUCUGAACGAAACAACAUGGUGAACAUAGCCAACGGGCCCCAUCACCCCAAUCCACCCCCCGAGAACGUGCAGCUGGUGAAUCAAUACGUAUCUAAAAAUGUCAUCUCCAGCGAGCAUAUUGUCGAGAGAGAGGCGGAGACGUCUUUUUCCACCAGUCAUUACACUUCCACAGUUCAUCACUCCACUACUGUCACCCAGACUCCCAGUCACAGCUGGAGCAACGGACACACUGAAAGCAUCAUUUCAGAAAGCCACUCUGUCAUCGUGAUGUCAUCCGUAGAAAACAGUAGGCACAGCAGCCCUACUGGGGGCCCAAGAGGACGUCUUAAUGGCUUGGGAGGCCCUCGCGAGUGUAACAGCUUCCUGAGGCAUGCCAGAGAAACCCCUGACUCCUACCGAGAUUCUCCUCAUAGUGAAAGGUUUGUAUCAGCAAUGACCACCCCGGCUCGUAUGUCACCUGUAGAUUUCCACACGCCAAGCUCCCCCAAAUCGCCCCCUUCGGAAAUGUCUCCACCCGUGUCCAGCACGACGGUGUCCAUGCCCUCCAUGGCAGUCAGUCCCUUCGUGGAAGAAGAGAGACCCCUGCUUCUUGUGACACCACCAUGGCUGCGGGAGAAGGAUGACCGCCACACUCAGCAAUUCAACUCCUUCCACUGCAACCCCGCGCACGAGAGCAACAGCCCGCCCCCUAGCCCCUUGAGGAUAGUGGAGGACGAGGAGUACGAAACGACCCAGGAGUAUGAACUGGCUCAAGAGCCGGUUAAGAAACUCACCAACAGCCGGCGGGCCAAAAGAACCAAGCCCAAUGGUCACAUUGCCCACAGGUUGGAAACGGACAGUAACACAAGCGCUGAGAGCAGUAACUCAGAGAGUGAAACAGAGGAUGAAAAAGUAGGAGAAGAUACACCUUUCCUGGGCGUACAGAACCCCCUGGCAGCCGAUCUUGAGGCAGCGCCUGCCUUCCACCUGGCUGACAGCAGGACUAACCCAGCAGGCCGCUUCUCUCCGCAGGAAGAAUUGCAGGCCAGGCUGUCCGGUGUAAUCGCUAACCAAGACCCUAUUGCUGUAUAAAACCGAAAUAAACCCAUAGAUUUCACCUGUAAAACUUUAUUUUAUAUAAUAAAGUAUUCCACCUUAAAUUAAACAAUUUAUUUUAUUUUAGCAGUUCUGCAAAUAGAAAACAGGAAAAAAAAAUCUUUUAUAAAUUAAAUAUAUGUAUGUACAAAUGUGUUAUGUGCCACAUGUAGCAAUUUUUUACAGUAUUUCCAAACGAGAAAGAUAUCAAUGGUGCCUUUAUGUUAUGUUAUGUCGAGAGCAAGUUUUGUACUGUUCCUGUGAUUGCUUUUUCACAGUAUUUCAGCAAACCCUCUCCCACCCCUGCAUAUUCCGUUUUUGCUGGCUUCUUGUGCAUUGCAUUAUGAUGUUGACUGGAUGUAUGAUUUACAGGAUUUGCAACUAUCCCUCUGUUUGCUUCAAGUAGUACUCAAUCAGUACGUCUUACACAUCCAUCCAAAUACUCCCCUUCUGUAGGAAAUGUUCUUUUGCUUUCAGUAUAUGAAAUGAGUUGUGUCUACUACUCUGCCAGCCAAAGGUUUGCUUCACUGGGCUCUGAGACAAUAGUAGAUCCAGCAGCAUGCUACUAUUAAUUACAGCAGGAAACUGCAUUAAGUCAUGUUAAAUAUUAGGAAGAAAGUAAUAUUGUGAUUUUUUUUCAAAAACUGUAUGAUUCAUCAGAAGACAGCUUGCUUGACAAAAGGAGCUACCAUUUACUUUAUUUGGAUUGAUUUUUUUUUUCUCGACCAAAAAAAAGCAAGUUUUCGGGAUAGCAAAGAAAAUGGGUUCUGGCUACCGAUCAGGGUAAAAUCCAACCCCUAAGUCGAGGACUCGGUUUCCCUUUCUCUCUCUGGGGGAAUGAUACAGCGGCUCAUCUAGCUGGAGAGCAAACCAUGGCUGAAAAAGGUGCAAUCGUUCCUGACUUGUGUUUUUCACUGAUUUUGGAGCUAGUGACCGGUUGUGUCUUCUUGGCUCAAGGACAGACAUGUUAUGGUACAAAAACCCCAGCUUCAACAGCGCACUCAGCAAUUUGUCUGAAAUACUUCUAGAGUGAAAUGCGCCUGCUGUAUGGUGACGUCAUCGUAGGGAAAUUCUUCUUAGAUUGUCUAGAGGAGUGAAUAUAUAGAAGACACGGGGGACAGCAGCUGUGUGACUUGGUUAGUAAUUUUUAAGUUUUUUUGACCAUUCCUUUGUCCUCAUUAUUUUUCUCUUGUUUUUCAAUGUUGCCUUGAUUAAGUCAUAACUAUGCAUGAACAUUUUUGUCAGGAAUGGCCAGUGUGCAUGUGAUUUGUGAUUAGUAAGAACCUCCUACGAGUGAUGAUUCAUCAGGAAAUGGCAAUAGUCUUGGAAAGAUUGCACCUUUCCUUGCAGAAAUGACUCCCAUCUGUGUGCUAACCUCUCUGUUUACAGCUGUAUCACCCAUUUUCCCCCUUUCUUACUUUUUGCUUUACUGUCACAAAAACAGGAGUAAGAUGGGUCUACACUUUGCACGUUCACUCGGGAUUGCCAAUCCAAGGAAAGCCUAUAGGUAGAAACAUUUGAAAUAACUGCUAAUCCAGGAAAAUAAGAGAAUUAAAAAAAAAAAAAUCGCAGCCCCAUUUCUGUCAAAUUGGGCUGGAGCUUUACUUAGGUUCCAAGUGGCCUCCUAGGAGCCAUGGAACAAAAUGGGGAACAGGUUAGCAGGGGGCUCAAAAUACCAGACAUGAAGUUCAAAAUACCAAACAUGAAGUCUUCUUGUUUGCAGGUGAACUGAAUCUAUUUCUUCACCAAAUCUCUACGUUAAAAUUAAAGGGAAGAAGUGACAUGCAAGGAGGUCUUAGAAGAAAAAUGCAGGCUGAGCAUGAGUCAUGUCGUUAAGCUCCUAAGUGCUUCUACAAUCCACAGAGACACCUGUCUACAGGUCCUUGAAGUUACUCUUAGUAUUUGGUAUCCCAAGCAUCCUUCAUGGUUCCAUGCCACUUCCUCUGUGCUCAGCAAUGUCCUCAUGUGCUUCUUCACCUCUCCUAAGGAGCCCCUGACAACUCUCCAGGUUGCACUGAUUUCCCAAUUCUGUAGAAUCAGUAAGCUCAUGGCAGCGGAGAGAAAGCAGUCAACGUGAAGAGGUUCUCUAAAUUACUCUAAUAUUGCAUUUGAAGACCUUGACUCAUUCUUAGACUAUUUCAAUAAAAAAAAAUUCCUACUGUAAUUAAAACUCUAAAAUUUCUGUUUCAAAUUCUUCAGGCAUUGGAGUCCCAUUCUGGAGAAUUUCAGGAAUAAAUAAAAUCUUCUGUUGAGAGCAAUGAACAACAUUUUCCUCAGUAUGAAAAAUCGCUGUAAAUUUUCAGGUUGCAAAAAUAGACGAAAAUUGAGAGGAAAUUUUCUUUCCAACUUGGUUCUGGUCACUCACCGAGGUGGCAUAUCAGUUGGGACAGGCUUUCUGUCCAUAGAACGAGAGGUUCCCUUGAUAGGAAAGGUCAGCUGACUCCUCGGGGCUACCUGCCGUGGCCCCCAGAUUUGGGUUCACAGGGGCAUCUCCAGGAUGUUUAAAUGCCACCAUCCCUGUUUAUAAACUCAGGAGUGCAGUGGCAAUCCAAAGGAGUGUGAACCUACGUUCCCUGCAUACGGGAAACUUUCGUGGGUCUUCAGGUAGCAGAAAUUGCCCAGAAGUUUCACGGUGACUUUGUUUCCUGGGUCUGAAAUCAUAUCCCGCUGAGGAAUAUGGAGUGGAGCAUAGUAUAUGAAAAACUCCUUUUUCUCGCUCCAGAUUCCUUUACUAUCCUACUCUCCCUCCUUGCCUGGUAGGACUUUUGUUUUUGAGAGUACCUGGACAGUCUUGUGCUUUCUACAAAAUGGCACUCUGCCUGGGUAUUUAUGAAUGUGUCCCAAAGAGCAACAUGCCGUAUCUUCCUUAUUUAAGUGUGACUGUCUUGAUAUAGUUAGAGUUUAUCCAGGGUCAUUUGCUCAGUAACAUGUUUUUUUUUUUUUUUUUUUUUUUUGGCCUGGCGUUGAAAGGUGCACGGCUCACAUUGGUGAAAAUAAGGAAGACCUAGUUUUAUCUUUUAGUCCUGGCUGCUUCCUACCAGCCACAAAGAAAGAUUUCUAUCUACAAAGACCCAUGAAACACUGCAGAGAGAUGCAGUCAAAAGGAAAUGGCCACAUAUCACAAGUUCUGUUAUAUAUUCUUUUGUAAAUACACAUUGUACAUUACUUGGAUGUUUCCCUAAAUCAUUUACUGUCUUUAUGAGUUCAUGUCAGUUUUUUUUUUAGUCUCUCAACUUACUAUGUAACAUUGUAAAUAACAUAAUGUCCUUUAUUAUUUAUAUUUAAACAUCUAACAUAGAGUUGUUUUCAUAUAAGUUUAAGAUAAAUGUCAAAAAUAUAUGUUUUUUUGGUUUUUCUUUGCUUUAAAAUUAUGUAUCUUUUCCUUUUCUUUUUGUUUUUAAAGAAUAAUUUAUUGUUCAGGAGAAAGAAUGUAUAUGUAAUUGAAACUAUUUGAAGAAUGCACAUUUGAAGGCCGUGAGGUACUGAUAAACUAAAGAAUUUAUUAUCCAACAUACUAAGCAAUAAGUAAUUGUGAUUUAUUUUAAAAGUUUUGUUCAUUUUCCAUGGAAGACAAUACUGCAAUAAA